AUGGACGGCCUUUCUGGUGGAAUCAGGCAGUUCGCUUUUCAGAAGCUCGCUGCGUUGGCAGUCGAGUCCCCCCGCGAUGGGACGGAGCUCACUCGCCUCGCGCAGCAGUCUCAACCCGCUCGCCAAACUGAUGGUACUCUCAAUGGAGUCUUGAAAGACCAGGCCCCUACCUCGCGGGUUCCGAUGGGAGUCCGCGAACUACAUGUCCUUCUAGCCCUAUGCAAGGCGGCCACGUCGGUCAAUGAUGCAGACAAUGCCUUUCAACUGGCCUCGCAACUCUCCCGGUACCUGCCAGAAUCUCACAGCCAACUGUUUCGGUCUUCGCCCUUCCUUCAUAGUAUAAAACCGUCCCCGUGGGAGACCCUCACACACAAUCUGGCCCUGGCACUCUUGUCACUGGCCACGAAGUACCCAGCAACUCGCAAGACAGCUCUUGAUGCAGUGCACGGAUAUUUGAACAACUGCGCGCAAGCUAUCAAUGCGGUCACGCCUUUCCAAUAUUCCAAGUCCGAUGGACAUGGCGUGGUCCAUGAGUCCGUGGCUGUUCUUUCAAUCGCAGUCUCACUCGUCGGAUUUAUGGAGGCAGCAGCCCAGUACACCUCUAUAUGGCUAGCGAGCGAGAAACUGCGGAUAGUCGAUCAUCUACGCUCGAUGCUAUCGGAGCCCUUCAUAAUCGCAGUUGAGACGGCUUCCUCCACCCUUCGCAGUACUCACACUGCAGAGCCCGCGUUCAGAGACUGGAGAAAAUACACUCGUCGAUACGCUGCCCAUGGCCGCCCAUUGGGCGCUAUGCUCGUUCAAGAGGGCUUCAUGCGCUUUGUGAAGUCAUGCGCAGCUUCUCUGAUGGGAUCCCAGCACUUGACUGAUGAACAGCUUUUAGAUGACUACAUGACGGGUGUCGGCAUUGCAAAGAGCUACGAUGAGGAUGAUAUUGCUCUCAUCGAGCGUGUCACUGAUAUCAUCAGCGAAGAAAUCCACUUGCUCGAAGACGGCGCUGAUUACUUGAAAGUCGGCUCCCCCUGGCAGCAGCGUCUUGCCUUUUCCGUCAAGGGACAUGCGUUGGUUGGAUUUCUUAACUGCGUGAUCCUUGGCGAAGAUGCGACUAAUAACGAUGUACUGCUGUCCUGGCUCGAGGAUGCAUUGCUUGACCCCCAGCAAAUGUCAAAUGUGGAAUUGGCCGUAACUUCUUUGAAAUGUACUGCAAUCGUGGCAAGAAUGUCGCCAAACGGUGCCUCCAUCGGAAGGCGCUGCCUCUUGCGGUUCCUUUCUCAGGGCGGCGUGUCAGCACGCCAAACCGUCGCAGUUGCCUCCCGAUGCCUCGCCCAGAUUCUGACUAUCCUUUCCGAGGAUGCAGUGAUUACAACACUAUAUUCACUUGGAAAUGCGUUGAGCCCGGCCACCAAUGUUGAUCAAUCGAGCCAGGACCAGCUCGCUGGAGAUCAUACCGGAUUGGGCAUGAAUCUGGAAGGUUACAAGAAGACUGGGAGCCAGACAUCCCUAGCCGUUGAAGGCGAAGACGAGACUGUGACUCACAGAAAUGUGAUCCAUGCCAUCGUUACAAUUGCGACUAGCUGCAACGAUGACAAGAUCAGCGCGUUGGCCCAGUCUAUGCUUCUUCAAAAGAUUGGUAAGAUCGAUGUUGCAGUGGAUGCGUAUAUCAUCCAGGAGACUGCAGUUCUUGCGCUCAGUGGAGGUCAAGCCGAGUUCCAGCUUUUGUUGAAGUUCUACACUCGUGUCUAUCUUGACGGCAUCAACAAGGGAUUAGACGCUAUAUCUGAUGCUGUACAAUGCGCUAUGACCUAUCUUUCAGUCACCUUGGACCAAAAGUCGCCUCUCCACCGGAUCUAUUUGAUCCAUCUGCUAGAAAGCAUCAUCAACAAGGGUGAUGUGCCAGACCUGGAUCAUGAGCGUCACAAGGAGGUUGUCUUUUCUGCAGAUGAUAUCACUCCGCUGUUGAAGCCACUUGCUUUGCUCGUUUCUUCUAAGGGUAAUACUAGCGGUGAUUCCUGGUCAGUUCUGGAAUACGAUGACACCAUUCUGUCUUUGUUCCGUGAUGUUUGGUUCAACAUUGCCAUCCACGGAAUAUCACUCAGCUCCAGCAUUGCCCAAAAGCAUCACAAGGAGCUUCGUCUUCUUGCACAUCAUUCCCCGCCAUUGGUUGCUGGAAACCACAUGGAAUCGCUAGAGAGUGACGUGGAACUUAACACAGUGCUCAGGCGCGGCGCAGGACCACAGCGUAUAAUGGAACAGAAGAGAGCUUUAAUUUCGGAGCUUCCUGGUCGGGAUUCAGACAUCAAGAGAAUGGAUUACCCAAGGGCAGUGUUCCUUAACGCCGUACUCCUGUUUGAGAGCCUUCGCGCGUCGUCUGGAGAUUCCACUAAGAUCCUCGACUACUUCCUGGAUCCUGCACUGACCACUCCGGAGAUGGUCAUUUGCAUGAACGCCGUCGCAGAAAAGGUGGUUACCUGCUAUUUGUCCCUCACGCUAUCAGGAGAGCAUGAUAACUUCUCAGCCCCUUACUUGUCCAAGCAGCUUGCUGAAUUCUUGGUGUCCUGCUGUCAUCGCAUUGAAAGGGUUCAAAGCAUUGCGACCCUGUGUGCUGACAAGAUCAUUCGCGAAUGCCCUUCAGCGCUAUGCGAAAAGCACUCCCUCUUUGCCUUGCUUGAAAUUCUCACUGUCAUGUGGUCUUCCUGUUUGCAAGGCGAACUUGAUGAGUUUGAUUGGAAGUCAUCUUUGGUCUCCCCUAUGGGAAUUGUUAAGGUCGAACUGCCUGACAAUUAUGCGCUGAGAAAGGCGACCCUGGAUCGGUUCCAUGCGAAAGCCAGGGGUUGGGUGAUUGCCGUCUUGAAUAUCGCCCCAUUGGACAUUAAGGGAUUGCUACAGACUUAUCUCUCCGAGUACGACGAUGAUGGCGGCUAUGGACACAUCUCUAUAGGCCGUUCUUUUGCACUUGAGAUGGGCUCCAUCAUACCACAGAGCGACCCGCGACUUGGAUCAAUUGAUAUUCACGGCAGCAGCGAAAUCAAUGUAGCAUCUGAUUUCAUGGCGCUGUACACAACACGUCAAAAGUACCGCCGUCCGGACAUGCCUGCUAUCAAUGGUUUGGAGGGAGAGAUCUACAGGAAUUAUGAUCUGAAGCCUCACGCCAGUCUUCUGCCCGAGUCCGCUGAUGCCCUGGAUCCGGAAGAGGCCCUCGCUAGUCUGUACAGACGGAGUUUCGAUAACGAAAACAUCCCUCUUGUUGAAGUUAGAGAUGCUCUUCGGCAGGCUGCAAGCCUCAUUUGUAGCAGCAGCAAGCCCAGGCUGUCUGUGAUUCACUAUUUGGUUGCUUUGCCGUUCCAGAUUUUCACCAAGGACACCAUUAAGCUAGGUGUUUCGCUUUGGCUCGGGGUCAUUCACGAGAACCCAAGCACUGAACCACGGAUCUUCUCUGAAGUCAUCGAAGCUUGGGAGAGAAGUAUCUACCGCCGCAAGGGGUUGUUCGAUCCCUCCUUUGCCUAUCUUGACCCCCUGCACACGAAGAUCGAGCUACUGCCAACUGACAAGGAUCUUAUGCUUCGAAUGCAGCAAAAGGCCCAAGAUACUCUCUCUCCACACUUGCGAGUUCUUCAAUUCUUCGAGAGUCAUUUUAAUGCUAUCCGCCUGAGUAACCUACAAGACCAGCAGCUGUUCUGUCGAUUGGUCAGCAGUACUGUCAUUGGUUUGACCAAAACCGGGUGUCAUCCUUUGGCCAGAGAAAUUCAUUUCCGCAUUAUAAUAUUCGGACUCAAGGUUCUCAGACACCUUAGUCCCCGCAACAGUGGUGCCUCGUGGAAACUCAAGGACCAGAUUUUGUCUGCUGCUUUGAGCUGGUUCAAGCAUGCCCCAAGAUGGUCAUUUGGAGGAAAUCGACUUCAGAUUAAGGCCGAAGACAAGAUUCUUAACGACAUGACAAUGGAAUUGCGAGGCGUUGCUGGCAUUGCCGCGGUAGCCCAAGGAUCGUACAAGUCAUUACAGGCCAAGCAAGACUUGCUACAGAUCCUCGUAGACAACGAGCGCACACGUCUUCGGGUUUGGCUGUUCCCCCUGGAGCCUGAGCGCAAGCACCACAUGCCUAUUAUUGGAGGCAAGAGCCCUGUUGACGGCCCUGUAUCGUACCUUCGACUGGCCUGGGCCGAAAGUCCUGGGCUGGCUAUCCAGAUGGCUACUCGUUUCCCAUCGCCCAAGAUGCAAAGUGAUGUCAGAUGGUUGAUCCUCAAUUUCCCCGAGAAGGUCAUUGAGGAGCCAAGUGCUCUUGAGAUCAUGUUUGACAGCUGUCUGCCUGCGGACGUUACUUUCCAGUUAAAGUACCUCUUGUACUGGGCUCCUGUCACUCCCACUGAAGCCAUCACAUACUUUUUGCCUGCCUAUGGCAACCACCCUUACAUCUUGCAGUACGCCAUGCGGGCACUGGAGAGCUACUCAAUGGAUGUCCGAUUCUACUUUGUGCCUCAAUUGGUCCAGGCUCUGCGUUACGAUGCUUUGGGCUACGUUGAGCGCUACAUCCUUGAGACAGCCAAGUUGUCCCAGCUGUUCGCUCACCAAGUGAUUUGGAACAUGAAGGCCAACUCUUACAAGGAUGAGGAGUCUCAAAUUCCUGAUCCCCUCAAACCGACUCUCGACCGUUUCCUAGAGAACCUCAUCUCAAGCUUUUCGUAUGAAGAGCGCGCCUUCUACGAAAAAGAGUUCUCCUUCUUCAAUGAAGUCACAGGCGUCUCAGGCAAACUGCGCCCUUACAUUAAGAGGAGCAAGCCCGAGAAGAAGGAGAAGAUUGAGGAAGAGUUGCGCAAGAUUAAGGUCGAGGUUGGAGUCUAUCUCCCUAGUAAUCCCGACGGUGUCGUCGUUGGAAUUGACCGCAAGUCCGGCAAGCCGUUGCAAAGUCACGCCAAGGCACCUUACAUGGCGACUUUCCGUAUCCAAAAGACCAGACCUCGUCUUGACAAGGUUGAUGCGACUGGUUCUCAGCCCCAUGAGCACCAGCGCCAAUUGACUAGCCAUUCUCAUUCUCAUUCUCAUUCUCAAUCUCAAACACAUAAUCAGAAUGAGUCUGAUCAGGAGACAUACGAGGUUUGGCAGUCGGCAAUUUUCAAGGUCGGCGAUGACUGUCGUCAGGACAUGCUUGCCCUGCAGAUGAUUGCUGCCUUCCGAAGCAUCUUCACCAGUGUCGGACUGGACGUCUGGGUCUUCCCUUACAGAGUGACUUCCACAGCCCCUGGCUGCGGUGUGAUCGACGUCCUCCCCAACUCGAUUUCCCGAGACAUGCUCGGUCGUGAGGCUGUCAACGGUCUGUAUGACUACUUUGUCUCCAAGUACGGAGGCGAGGACUCAAUCCGCUUCCAGGAAGCCCGUACCAACUUCGUCAAGAGUAUGGCCGCCUACUCGGUCAUUUCCUACCUGCUGCAAUUCAAGGACCGACACAACGGAAACAUCAUGGUCGACGACGCUGGUCAUAUCAUCCACAUCGAUUUCGGUUUUUGCUUCGACAUUGCUCCCGGUGGUGUGCGCUUCGAACGUGCUCCCUUCAAGUUGACCUCCGAGAUGGUCGCCGUCAUGAGUGGAACUCAUAACCCGGCCCAUCAUCAGGGCGGAAACUCGGGCAUCAACCUGCCUGGUGCGAACUCGCACAACCCGACUAAUACCCAGCCUUACCGCUGGUUCGAGUCGCUGGUUGUCAAGGCGUUCCUGGCGUCGCGUCCUUAUAGCACGAAGCUGGCGCAUAUUGUGUCCCUCAUGCUUGAUAGUGGUUUGCCCUGCUUCAAGCCUGAGACUUUGAAGAACUUCCGUGACCGGUUUGUUUUGGAUAAGAGUGAGCGUGAUGCCGCGGAGUAUAUGCGUGAACUUGUGCGCAAGUCUUACAUGAGUGUCUCGACUAAGGGUUAUGAUCAAUUCCAGCUGAUGACCAACGGAAUUCCUUACUAA
Messenger RNA from Penicillium antarcticum, 5937 nucleotides. RefSeq names its product 1-phosphatidylinositol 4-kinase STT4 (gene stt4). Gene Ontology annotation, molecular function: 1-phosphatidylinositol 4-kinase activity. The transcript has 3 exons. Lineage: Eukaryota; Fungi; Ascomycota; Eurotiomycetes; Eurotiales; Aspergillaceae. Gene Ontology annotation, cellular component: cytoplasm; plasma membrane. The record is from RefSeq and is a predicted model, not a curated record. Gene Ontology annotation, biological process: phosphatidylinositol-mediated signaling; phosphatidylinositol phosphate biosynthetic process. Bases 1 to 5937 code for a protein of 1978 amino acids.